Mandrillus leucophaeus (drill) is the source of this 1696-nucleotide messenger RNA. RefSeq names its product leucine-, glutamate- and lysine-rich protein 1. The coding region runs from base 52 to 1332 and encodes 426 amino acids. The record is from RefSeq and is a predicted model, not a curated record. The transcript is spliced from 7 exons. Lineage: Eukaryota; Metazoa; Chordata; Mammalia; Primates; Cercopithecidae.
CAAUGUCUAGUAGAGGCACUUGGAGUAAAACUUCAGAAGGCAGUGACAGAGAUGGACAACUAUAAAGAAAUGCUUAUGAAUAAAUCUAAUGAAGCUGAUGACUGUCAAAGAGAACUUAGAAAACUGAAGUUUGAAUCCGUUAUUUCUGAGUCACAGCAUACUAUGCUGCUUAAGGAAAAAGAAGACUCUUUAAUGACUUGUCAACAAAUAUAUAGAGCAUUACAGGAAGAGCUGACUGCAAAAGAAAAACAAGAAGAAGACAUAAAGAGAAGAAUUAACCUUGCAGAAAAUGAACUGGAGAUAACCAAAACUCUUUUGAAUCAGACAAGGGAAGAGGUUUUAACCCUGAAAAAUGAAAGGGAAUUGAUGCUGAUUUCACAUCAGAAAAGCAUCGAGCAGCUGCAAGAAACCCUUAGGCAGAAGCUGCUGAGUGAUGAUAACUGGAAGGAGAAGAUUGAAGCAGAACUUGCCAAGGAAAGGGCCCAACACUUGGUUGAAUUUGAAGAGCAAGCUCUUCUCUUUAAGGAAGAAACGAAACUGCAACUUGAUAUUGAAAAAGAAAAACACCAAGAUAUAAUCCAAAAGUAUAAGAAAGAACAAGAGGAACUACAAAUGAAGAUAUCUGACUUAAUCACAGGCGCUACAAGAGAUCUAAGACAGGAAGUGACCGCUCUUAGAGAAAAACUUCACGAAUCCCAUAUUCGGUACACUGAAGAAUCUGAGUCAAAGGAAAAAGAAAUUGAAAAUCUUAAAAAUUUGGUUGCAGAAUUUGAAUCUCGCUUGAAGAAGGAAAUUGACAGUAAUGAUUCAGUUUCAGAAGACUUGAGGAAGGAAAUGAAACAGAAGUCAGAUGAACUGAAAAGAGUAAUGCUGGCUCAAACACAACUGAUAGAGCAAUUUAACAAGUCCCAGGAAGAGAAUACUUUUCUUCAGGAGACAGUGCGUAGAGAAUGUGAAGAACGCUUUGAACUGACAGAAGCUUUGAGUCAAACCAGAGAACAGCUCCUGGAACUCAGGAAGCUUCGUGGAAGUUUACCAUUCUCACCGUGUUCCCUCAGCAAGGGCAGCCUAACCUCCCCUGCUGCAGCGGUCAGUAAUCAUGGAGAGAGAAGCCUUGCAAGACUGAACUCUGAAAAAGGAAUCCAAAUUCCCAGCCUGCGCGGAGUGUCAAAACCCACCACUUUCCCAACCUCAGAUAAGCCCAAGAGGGUUGGCAGCUCAGGCUUGCCCAUUCUCCCCCAGCCACAUCCUCCCAGGGGUGGAGCAUCUUCAGCAAAUGAGACUAGACAGAGACUGGCUGCCAUUCUUAGGAGGAGGCGGAGUCAGCAAUGAUCCAAAGUGAGGAGCAGGCAGCUCCCCACAGCGUGCACGCUCUUUCAGAGAGUGCCAGGAACUCACUGUAACUGAGAAUGACAAAGAUAAAAUUAUUUUCACAGAUCAGGAAGGCAUACCUAUAGAUAUAUUUAACAAAAGACUGUAAAAAGCUGGAAAAUUGUGAAGCCAUAUUUUUCAAGAGGGUUUUGAUAGAGUAACAGAUAAUUAAGUUGUUGGUAUUCCAGAGGUCUGAUUUCUAUAUUUAUGUUGAAAUGUGCUCUAUGAAUAUAGCCUUUUAGAGAUCACAGGUAAAAUUUUUCACCCAUAACAUCUUUUCCAUUUCUUGCACCACUACAAGCAGAUAUAUUUCCACAAAAAAAAA